AUGUUUUAUCUAUAUCUUUUUCCUUAUCUAUUGUUCUUAUCUCACACUUGUCUUUAUCUAUCUAUCGAUCUAUCUAUUUAUCUCUUUUCCUUAUCUAAUAAUCCAUCACUUUUCUUUAUCUAUCUAUCUAUCUAUCUAUCUAUCUAUCUAUCUAUCUAUCUAUCUAUCUAUCACUUUUCCCUAUCUAUCAUUUUUCCUUAUAUAUCCCUUAUCUAUAUAGCUAUAUACCUAUUACUUUUCCUUAUCUAUCUCUUUUUCUUAUAUAAUUACUUUUACCUUAUCUAUUUAUAUAUCUAUUUUAUUUAUCUAUCUCUAUUUCCUUAUCUGUCUCUAAAUUUAUCACAUUUCCUUAUCUAUCGGUUUAUCUAUCACUAUCUAUCUAUCUAUCACUUUUCGAUAUCUAUCUCAGUCGGUUCAUAUCUAUCUAUCUAUCUAUAUAUAUAUAUAUAUAUAUAUAUAUAUCAUUCAUUCAUUCCAUAUCUGUCUAUUUAUCUAUCUCAUUUACUGUAUAUCUAUCUAUCUAUCUAUCUAUCUAUCUAUCUAUCUAUCUAUCUAUCUAUCUAUCUAUCUCUUUUGUUAUCUAUCUGUGUAUUACUGUUCUUUAUCUAUCUUAAAUCAAAUAGAAUUUGA
This is a messenger RNA of Acanthosepion pharaonis, 630 nucleotides long. The record is from the annotation of a GenBank genome assembly. Lineage: Eukaryota; Metazoa; Mollusca; Cephalopoda; Sepiida; Sepiidae.